UUUCAUUCCUUCUCGUGCAAGCUCUGUGAGAGCUCAGUCCGCCCAUCAUGGCUACCACUUCGCACAUGUUCAUGUACUCCUUGACGAUCCAGCCUCCCACUGCUGUGACUCAAGCUAUUCUGGGCCAAUUCGCCGGAACCAAGGAGCAGCAAAUCGUCACAGCGUCCGGCUCCAAGCUGACGAUUCACCGCCCCGAUCCUACACAGGGCAAGGUCACUCCGCUCUUUUCACAGGAUGUCUUCGGCAUCAUUCGCUCUCUGGCAGCUUUCAGGCUAGCUGGUAGCAAUAAAGAUUAUAUUAUCAUUGGCUCGGAUUCUGGACGCAUUACCAUCAUCGAGUAUGUCGCAGCGCAGAAUAGAUUCCAUAGGAUUCAUCUGGAGACCUUUGGCAAGUCCGGCGUUCGUCGAGUGGUUCCGGGCCAGUAUCUAGCGGUCGACCCUAAGGGUCGAGCCUGCAUGAUGGCGUCGGUAGAAAAGAACAAGCUUGUCUAUGUUCUGAAUCGGAACUCGCAGGCCGAGCUGACGAUCUCUUCACCGCUUGAGGCUCACAAGCCACAGACACUGGUCUUUGCCAUGUCCGCUCUGGAUGUAGGAUAUGAAAACCCCAUCUUUGCGGCACUGGAGGUGGAUUAUUCCGAGUCGGAUCAGGAUCCGACUGGACGUGCUUUCGAAGAGAUCGAGAAGCACUUGGUGUACUAUGAGCUGGACCUCGGUCUCAAUCACGUUGUACGCAAGUGGUCUGAUCCCGUUGAUCGCACGGCAUCCUUACUUUUCCAAGUCCCUGGCGGUGCAGAUGGCCCCAGCGGUGUUCUGGUCUGUGGGGAAGAUAGCGUCACCUACCGUCACUCGAAUCAAGAUGCCUUCCGCGUGCCUAUUCCGCGGCGCAAGGGUGCCACUGAAAACCCCGAGCGCAAACGGCAUAUCACCGCCGGUGUCAUGCACAAGAUGAGAGGAGCAUUCUUCUUCCUUUUGCAGUCUGAUGACGGCGACCUUUUCAAGCUCAACAUUGACAUGGUUGAGGACGAUAAUGGUCAGCUCACAGGCGAAGUGAGACGGCUCAAGAUCAAGUACUUUGACACCGUUCCUGUCGCUUCCAACCUGUUGAUUCUCAAGAGCGGUUUCUUGUAUGUGGCAAGCGAAGCUGGUAAUCAUCACUUCUACCAGUUUGAGAAGCUGGGAGAUGAUGACGAGGAGAUUGAAUUCUCCAGCGAGAACUUCAAUCCGGAUCCUACAGUGGCCUGUGAUCCUGUCUACUUCCAGCCAAGAGCCGCAGAGAACCUCAAUCUAGUGGAGACAAUCAAUUCGCUGAAUCCGCUGAUCGACAGCAAAGUUGCGAAUUUGACGGAAGACGACGCUCCUCAGAUCUAUACGAUAUCUGGCACAGGCGCUCGCAGCACCUUUCGAACGCUGAAACACGGUCUAGAGGUGUCUGAGAUCGUUGAGUCUGAGCUUCCCAGCGUCCCAUCUGCGGUGUGGACCACGAAGCUGACUCGCGCGGAUGAGUUCGAUGCCUACAUUAUUCUUUCAUUCGCCAACGGCACACUUGUGCUCAGCAUCGGCGAGACAGUUGAAGAAGUGACCGACACAGGUUUUCUUUCCACUGCCCCAACGCUUGCUGUUCAACAACUUGGCGAGGACUCGUUGAUUCAGAUCCACCCUCGUGGUAUCCGACACAUCCUGGCCGACCGACGGGUAAACGAGUGGCCUGCUCCCCAGCACCGGUCAAUUGUGGCAGCGACUACAAAUGAACGCCAAGUUGCUGUUGCUUUGAGCUCUGGAGAAAUCGUGUACUUUGAAAUGGAUGCGGACGGUUCCCUUGCUGAGUACGAUGAACGUCGUCAGAUGACCGGUACUGUCACCUGCCUGAGUCUAGGUGAGGUUCCAGAGGGUCGUGUUCGUAGCUCGUUCCUCGCGGUCGGGUGUGAUGACUCGACUGUGCGUAUCCUGAGCUUGGACCCAGAUACUACGCUGGAAAGCAAAUCUGUUCAGGCUCUUACUGCGGCCCCGUCGGCUCUGAACAUCAUGUCGAUGGCGGACUCUAGCUCUGGAGGCACGACGCUGUAUCUGCACAUCGGACUACACUCGGGUGUUUACCUCCGAACAUUGCUUGACGAGGUUACUGGUGAAUUAUCAGAUACUCGUACACGAUUCUUGGGAUCCAAGGCCGUCAAGCUGUUCCAGGUUUCUGUCAAGGGACAGACUGCAGUUCUUGCGCUCAGUUCUCGUCCUUGGCUGGGCUACUCGGAUGUCCAAACAAAGGGCUUCAUGCUUACACCACUUGACUAUGUUGGGCUCGAAUGGGGCUGGAACUUUUCGAGUGAACAGUGCGUGGAAGGCAUGGUUGGUAUUCAAGGACAGAAUCUGCGGAUUUUCUCCAUUGAGAAGCUCGACAACAACAUGCUACAGCAGUCAAUACCACUUGCAUACACCCCGCGACGCUUUGUGAAGCACCCAGAGCAGCCGCUAUUCUAUGUCAUCGAGUCGGACAACAAUGUCCUUGCUCCUGCCACGAGAACACAGCUGCUCGAGGAUGCCAAAAGCCGUGGUGAAGAUGUAACUGUCUUGCCACCGGAAGAAUUCGGUCAUCCUCGAGGCUCUGGUCACUGGGCCUCUUGCAUCCAGGUCGUCGAUCCCUUGGAAGCUAAAUCAGUUAUCUAUACCGUGGAACUUGAAGAAAACGAGGCCGCAGUCAGCGUUGCAGCAGUUCCCUUUACCAGUCAGGACGAUGAGACGUUCUUGGUUGUUGGAACUGUCAAAGACAUGACGGUCAACCCUCAGUCUUCUGCCGGAGGGUACAUCCACAUCUACCGUUUCCAAGAAGACGGUAAAGAGCUGGAGUUUAUCCACAAGACCAAAGUUGACGACCCUCCUCUUGCCCUUCUUGGAUUCCAAGGCCGUCUUAUCGUCGGUCUUGGGUCUUUGCUGCGAAUUUAUGACCUCGGUAUGAAGCAACUUCUCCGCAAGUGUCAGGCGCCGGUUGUGCCUACGACCAUCGUCGGUCUGCAGACCCAAGGAAGUCGGAUUGUUGUUAGCGAUGUCCGCGAGAGUGUCACGUAUGUCGUCUACAAAUACCAGGAGAAUGUUCUGAUUCCUUUCGUGGAUGACUCGCUCUCCCGCUGGACAACCACCACUACGAUGGUUGACUACGAGACAACUGCUGGUGGUGACAAAUUUGGCAAUCUCUGGCUGCUGCGCUGUCCCAAGAAGACUUCCGAGGAAGCGGAUGAGGAUGGCUCGGGUGCCCAUCUGAUUCACGAACGUGGUUAUCUGCAUGGAACCCCUAACCGCCUGGAGUUGAUGAUCCAUGUCUACACCCAGGACAUUCCGACCAGCUUGCAUAAGACGCAGCUGGUGGCGGGAGGACGCGACAUUCUCGUCUGGACUGGUUUCCAAGGCACCAUUGGAAUGCUGGUUCCCUUCAUCAGUCGGGAGGAUGUCGACUUCUUCCAAAACCUGGAGAUGCAGUUGGCUGCACAGCACCCUCCUCUCGCUGGUCGGGACCACCUGAUCUACCGCAGCUACUAUGCACCCGUCAAGGGUGUCAUUGACGGAGAUCUGUGUGAGAUGUAUUUCUUAUUGCCUAAUGACACGAAGAUGAUGAUUGCCGGUGAGCUUGAUCGCUCCGUGCGCGAGAUCGAGCGCAAGAUUUCGGACAUGCGCACCAGGGUGGCUUACUGAUUUUGAUACGAUGGAGAUUCUUGGCGUCUAAUCGGGAUAAUGUCGUGUAUGCGGGUUCCUAGAUACCCAUAAUUGAUCGCAAUGCCCAUCAUCACUUGUACAGUUUUCG
Aspergillus aculeatus ATCC 16872 is the source of this 3786-nucleotide messenger RNA. RefSeq names its product DDB1/RSE1 family protein. Gene Ontology annotation, biological process: mRNA splicing, via spliceosome. The transcript has 4 exons. Gene Ontology annotation, cellular component: nucleus; U2 snRNP. The coding region runs from base 48 to 3677 and encodes 1209 amino acids. The record is from RefSeq and is a predicted model, not a curated record. Gene Ontology annotation, molecular function: protein binding; U2 snRNA binding. Lineage: Eukaryota; Fungi; Ascomycota; Eurotiomycetes; Eurotiales; Aspergillaceae.